GAUCCACUUGAAGCAACAACAGGCCUCGUCCCCCUCUUUGGAAUCGAUGUGUGGGAGCAUGCCUACUACUUGCAGUACAAGAAUGUGCGACCUGAUUACGUGAAUGCUAUCUGGAAAGUAGCCAAUUGGAAAGAUAUUUCUGCAAGAUUUUCUAAAGCAGCUUCUAAAUAGAGAAGCUGUCCUUGAAGAAUGUAUAGUUCAGAUAAAGUUUAUUAUAUUACUUGAUAUCUUUAUUUACCUGAGCAAGGUCAUUGUAUAUAAAAGGUUAUUUACACCCUGUUCAUUGUUAGCUUUCUUUUUAAUCAAAAAUGGCUGUGAUGUCUCAGAUUUUUCACAGUGUAGUUUCAUACUAUCUUAAUGCAAUUAAGAAUAAUAAAAGAAAAAUAAAUAACAGAUUGUAAGCCCUUCAGAUUAGUGAGGCAUUUUUUGGCUUGGGAUAUGAAGUCCAGAAGCAGAAAAAUAUAAUUGUAUUAUACUUUGAAUAUUUGUUUUCUGUAGGCAGUGUUACUUGUCAAAGGAGUUAACUUCUGUGUUCAAGCAACUUAUGUUAAAUUGUAACAAUCUAUUAAUUUUUUGUAGAUGAUUACUAAUUAACAUCUUUGACAGUUGUGCAUUACUUGCAAGUGAAUAUGAAGGAGAUUAAAACAGCACUGAUUA
Molecule: messenger RNA, 657 nt
Organism: Penaeus vannamei (Pacific white shrimp)
Lineage: Eukaryota; Metazoa; Arthropoda; Malacostraca; Decapoda; Penaeidae
Source: RefSeq, a predicted model, not a curated record